Poeciliopsis prolifica (blackstripe livebearer) is the source of this 2288-nucleotide messenger RNA. It is a transcript of the gene cdc42ep1b, whose product is annotated as CDC42 effector protein (Rho GTPase binding) 1b. The transcript has 3 exons. The record is from RefSeq and is a predicted model, not a curated record. NCBI's taxonomy places the organism in Eukaryota, Metazoa, Chordata, Actinopteri, Cyprinodontiformes, Poeciliidae. The coding region runs from base 798 to 1844 and encodes 348 amino acids.
UUUAUUUCUUUGUUUGUAGGACAUUUCAAGCAUGUUGUAAUCGUGCAAGGAAAGAAAUCAACUUAAAAGUGUUUUUAAGUUAAGAGUAAGGAGACAAAACUGUGCUGCACUUUGUAAGAUUCUUUACAUGUUCUCUUAAGAGUUGCUUAACUUUCAGCAGGAAAGCCGGCCUGUCUCCUGAAAGAAGAAGUUAACCACAAGAAACUUUCGUAGGUUUGGGUCAAAGGGCCGCGCACGUUGUAGCUUUGUACAGUUUCCUGGGGAGGUGAUCCUCUUAAGGCGGCGAGCUCCAACUGAGAUCAGUUCAGUUCCCGAUGCCUACAAAAUAUAGAAUUAAGAGUAAACGCAAGUCUUUUUUUAUUGCCUUCAUCACACAGCAAGCUUUCGGUGUAUGUACACAUGCGGUUGGAUUGUGUAUGUCUGGGCAGCCAUCCACUGAACCAAAUAUACCCGGUGCCCUGACGGACCACAACUCUCCAACCGCACGGACUGUGGUAACCAGAGGAGACCCAGCGCGGCCUUGUAAUUUCUCCUCUUUGUUAUGCUGUCGUGACUGAAAGCUGCUGCUGAGCAGGAGAAAAGGGAGUUGGGUUGUUUGGGAAAGAUGUGCAGGAAAGAGAGAAAAGCAUAUAAGCAGACAGAGUGGCUGUACUGGCAUCCCACGGCGCGGAUCAUAAAGAGGAGCAGCGGGAAGUGAAUUGGAGCCAAAAAGUUUCUAAACUUGACUGACAUGAACUCAAACUCAAGACUUCAUCAGUCAUUUUAAAAGGGAUAUCACGCAAACUUUUUCUUCCACCAUGAGUCUGGGAAAGCUGCCAGGAAUCAAAGGCCUGGUGUCUGGCUCUCAGGGGAAACGUCGCUUCAAGAGCGACCUCUCGGUGGACAUGAUCAGUCCCCCGCUCGGGGACUUCCGACACACCAUGCACGUGGGCCGCGGCGGCGACGUGUUCGGCGACACGUCCUUCCUCAGCAACUACGGCGGCAUCCGGGAGCCGGGGAGCCCGGACUCGGCGAGCAGCUCCAAGUCCACCGGCUUCUUCACGCGCACCUUCCGCCACGUGCGGAGGACGUCAGUGCUGCGGCCCCGGGGCGGCUCCCGGGACCUGUCGUCCCCGCCUCCGGACAUCUCACCCAUCAUUAAAAACGCCAUCUCCCUGCCUCAGCUGAACAUAGACUCUGUGAACGGAUGCCUGCAGAGGGCGCUGUUCCCCAACUCCAUGGGCUCAGCGGAUGACUCCUUCUGCACAUAUGGUGUCCAGUCUGGAUUCCUGACUCUGCCUCGAGUCUCUCGACUUGAAAGACAGAUUCAAGAUGGUGGCGUGUGGAGAACGUCUCCAGCAGACAACGGCUGCGGCGCGUUGACUCGCUCUGACUCUCUGGCCUCCUUCACCGUCGACCUCGGACCUUCUCUAAUGACUGAGGUGUUGGCUUUGAUUGACAACCCCAGCUCUCUACAGGUAUCCAAUCACAGCCAGGCAGCAGGUGAGGAAGAGGAGGACGAGGAUAGAGGUGACACCAGCUCUCUGACAGAGACACCCGUUCAGACCCCGACAGCCAGUUCCCCCAACCCGUCCCAGUGCAGCGCGUCUUUCAGGUCCAAAGCGAACGGGAGAGUUAUCUCUCCCUGGAGGGAGCGUCAGGAGGACCGGGGGUCUGUGAGGACGCCUGAUGUCACUUCCUGUUCUUCUCACAAGGAGGAAUCGGCCAUCGAGGCAGAGAGGUUCCAGAGGGCGGCGGACGUCCUGGCGAGACAUUACGGUGGAGGAUCCUUCACCAGAGGAACGAGGACGAGUCAAAAAACACCACAUGGUUUAUCUGAGGAGGAGGAGGAGAUCAAAGUGUAGACAUUAAGAACAACAAUCUAAACAUCUGGAUUCAUCCACAGUCAGAAAUGAGAGACUGUUCAUCUCUUCACUUUAACAUUCCUUAUUAGUCUUUAACUUUUGCCCAUCUGGUUUUCUUUCACUGUAAUUGUGAUGAAUCUUUUAACACUAUGAAAGUACAACAGUCAGAAAACACUUUUGAUUUUAAGUGUUUGUAAGUGGUUUGAUAAACAUCUAUGAGAUCAAUGUUUCAUGCUGAUAUCUACACUUUAUGAAUAACACUUUUGUACAUUUAUCCAGUCAUAACAACCAUACUUUGUUUUAGCUUCUUCUAAAGUGUAUAUUUAGGAAAUUUGGACAUUUCAUGAUUUACUUCACACAUUUAAUAAUCUAAUUUGUAAACAAAGCUGUUUAUUGUAAUAUUUUAUUGGUUUACCAUUGAAUAAAUAAAAAUGUAUUUCUCUA